GAGAAAAAUGAACCAGUUCAACGGGGCGUUAUGAACAACGACGGAAUACCUGAGGAUCUGACCACCAAUAUCCUGUGGAGGCUCCCGCUAGGAGAGUGCAUCUUCCGAUUCCGAUGCGUCUCUAAAUCAUGGUGCGAUCACCUCUCGGAUCUCUCUUUCAUUCGGCGCAAGCUUUCUUCUCCUCCUUCUUCUAGACGAAUUUUGAUCCAGUGCUUCAGCGAUAAAUUCCGACCACCAGUUUGCACUCUGUAGUCGCCGCCCGACUCAGUCGUCGCGCCUCUCCUCUCCUCCGUCCAGCAGCAGUUCUUCUUGAACGACGAAUCGAAAUUCGCUGGAUACUGCAACGGCCUGUUUUGCAUAGCCGUCGCCGACUGCGCCAACCAAAUGGAUUUGAUUCUCUGGAACCCUGCCACCUUUGAAACCAAGAUUGUUGCAGGCAACCCUUUCUAUAGUGUCCAGGAAGGUUCUACAACGGUUCGAUUCAGCAUCAAACGACUACAAAAUCGUUACACAACGUCAACUGUUGGAUUUGGUUUUGUUUUAAUUCGGAUUUCCAUUUUUUUACACAAAUAGAACGAGUUCGUUGUGCUCUACAAAAUAAGAUCCAUUUUUAAUAUUUUUUGAGGAAAAAAAAUAUUCUUGCCUCUCGGUACCAACUGCAUACCAUAUGGUAUCUUCUUCGGUUUUAAUUCGUUUUUGAAAACGUUUGCACAGAACGAACGAGUUCAUCAUGAUCUAUUAGAUCUACAAAUUUCUGGGUGAACAAAUUACAAAAAUACCACACAAUACCACAUAAUACCACUCUGGUACGAGGUGGUAUCUUGUGGUACACAAUGUUAAAAGUCGUAAAUAACAGUUAAUAUACUUCUACUAUCAUGUAUUCAACCAUCUUACCGUCUUGGUUUGUUCAUACCACCAUGGUAUGCUUUUCAAACCAUAGAUAUGUUUUUAUUUCAAUUCCAGUCAAUACCAUAUGGUAUAGACUCGUAAAAAAUGGUCCAAUUUUUUUUUGUUCCAAAAAUAUAUCAAAGUGGAUAUCAUUUUGAAAAACACAAUUAAUUUGAUCUAACUGUGUAAAAAAAUUAAAUUUCAACUUAUAACGAUUUAAAGAUCGUCCGUCAAAGAUUAACAAGGGAAAAUUAAUUAGAUUAUGUAUGAUUAUUGACCAGAAGAUUAUUGACCAGAUCUGCUCCCCAUUUUACCUAGGUUUAGAAUUAUUAGUUUAAGGAAAAGAAUUUAUGAGAUUUACCCUAUAAAUACCUACUUUUGCUCUAGGUUUUAUAGACGAGAAGAAGCAGCCCGUAUUUCAGUUCAGCGGCGCUAUGCACAACGACGGAAUACCUGAGGAUCUGACCAACGAUAUCCUGCGGAGGCUCCCUUUGGGCAAGUGCAUCUUCCGAUUCCGAUGCGUCUCCAAAUCAUGGCGCGAUCUCCUCUCCGAUGCGUCUCCAAAUCUGCCUUUGAUCCAGUGCUUCGGCGAAAAAUUCAGGCCACCAGUUUACACUCGGCAUUCGCCGGCCGCCGCGCCCCUCCUCUCCUGCGCCGUCCAGCAGCAGUUCUUCUCCGACGACGAAUCCAGGCGCCCGAAAGUUGCAGGCUACUGUAACAGCCUGUUCUGCAUCGCCGACGGCGACAACAACCAAAAGGAUCUGAUUCUCUGGAACCCGGCCACCUCUGAAACCAAGGUUGUUCCAGGUAACCCUUUCUUCACUUACCAGGACGAUUCGCCCACUGUUGGAUUUGGUUUCGAUUCGGCAACGAAUGACUACAAAAUCGUUAUACAAUGUGAAUGGAGGAGUGAAUGGGGCCGGAGUUGUAAUAAUGAGUUGGGGAUCUAUAGUCUGAGGAACGAUUCGUGGAGGUGGAGGAGGAUGGUUCACGAUUGGGCGAAUCUCCCCUCCGGCCAAGCCCCGCAAUUCCACGAGGGGAAGCUGUAUUGGUGGCAGCCGAGGGAGAGGGAUUUAUGUGUCACUUUAUUCGACCUGGCCAGAGAAGCACGAGGAAUCGAUAGUUGCUCUGUUCCUCGUUUAUGAUGAUGGUCCAAGAAGAACAAGUACAUCAGGCUGGGAGAUGUGGGUGCUUUUGAAGUACUAUUUGAUGGGUUUCUGCACCAAAUUGUUACUUGUUAGGAAGCCUCCUCCUACUGAAACGAGCACGCUUAGCUUUGCUGGGAUGCAGAGGAAUUUGAACUUCUUUUCCUUGCCUGAUUCUACUAGCAGUGGGGUUGAUGAGGAAGGUGAGUGCUCGUUGUCUAAGUCCAAGGAGUGCCCCUUCGUGUUUUGUCCCGAGACUGGAAAACUCAGCAAGCUUGAGUUGCCGUCUCCCUUUAAAUCGUGGCCCCAAGUUCAAGUCAUAGCUAAUUAUGUACCCUCCCAUGUUUCUUUUCGGGAUCUUUACAUGUAAAGAAAGCUAUGAUUUUGUCAUUAUAUAUAAGACUUUCGCGAUAUAGGUGGUCUCGGUACGUGGUUUUUGUACGGUGUCUCUUGUUGGUGUCGUCAUUGUAAGAAAUAUAGAUUUAGUAUUGAUCUUCGUGUUGAAGAGAUUCAUGGUCGAUAUAAUAAUACUCAAGAUAUUAUUUUUCACGCUCUUCCCUCGUCGUCAACGACUAUCAAUCUGUAUCUUUUGUAUAUUACGAGUAAAUGAGGAUUAAGGACUGUCCGACACGCGAGAGGCCAUGACAUAUCACCAAACAUCUAUUUUCUUCCCCCCCUAAAAUCCCUAAUUCUUACUCUCCCUUGACUAAGCAUCAACAUAUAUAGGGCUAGUUUGGCCAUGCGGUACCUUUUGCAGAAGCAGCUUCUGGCUUGAACUUUUAGAGAAGCACUUUUAAAAAAAAAAAGCAGUUGAGUGUUUGACUGGAAACUUAUUGGAAGUGUUUUUUAAUAUGAGUGGUUGUGUAAAAUGACUAUAGACUUAUAAUAUAAACUAUGAAUAAAAAUUCUAAACAAUAAAAACUAGUCAAAAUGGAUCUUGUUAGAUUUCUUUUAUAUUAAAUAACAUGAUUUUAUAAUGAUAUAAAUAAAAGAAAGUUAUAUUUUAUGAAAUAAAAUUAAAAUAUGGUAAAGAUAAUCUUGUAUUUUCAAAAUAGUUUUUCGCAGAUGCUACAAAUCUGAGCUUCUGCUUUUAUGUUAUACAAAAGCGCUUUUCGAGUUUUCAAAAACCAAACUUUUAGAAGUGUUUGGCCCUGCUUCACCUUUUGAAACCUAUAAACACUUCUAAAAGUUGUGCCAAACAUAGGCAUAGUCUAGAAUAUGAAUAGUAAUUGGGGUGCCUGAUUUUUGUAUAAUGUCUCACUUUGCAGGUAUUCUAUAGAGCAUUUAGCAUUGUAGUUGAUGUAAUAUAAAUGAAGAUUUGUGCUUCAUCUUGUGUUCCUCGGAAUACAAGCACUAAUAAUUUAUUGGGCUAAUUCCACUAGGAAGCCCAAACUAUCUAAAAAGUAUCAUUUGUGGUCUAAACUAUUCAAUAUGACAAAUCUGACCCAAACUAUAUGCAUUUUGUGUCAUUUGUGGCCUAAACUAUUCAAUAUGACAAAUAUGGCCCAAACCAGAUAGAAGCUUACUACAUUUUCUAUGAUCUUCUAACGGUCAACUUCGGUCAACAUUAACAAAAAAAAAAUAAUUUGGGCCAUAUUUGUCAAAUUGAAUAGUUUAGAUCACAAAUGACACUUUUUGAAUAGUUUGGACUUCCUAGUGGAAUCAGCCCUAAUUUAUUUAAGUGUUUAUAGUUGUGAGAUAGAGUCGUGGUUGUUGGUUUAUGUACCCAAAAGUCAAAUUGCAAGAAGAGUAAAUUAGAAUUGAAUGAACACACAAAACCGCGACGGCGACGUACUUUGAAAAAUUGUUUCUUUUAUGAUUUGCUUUGGUCACUGGACCUUGAUAUCAGGACCCCAUAUCCAGCCAUAUAGCGCAGUUUUGAUUGAGUUUUGGAUUGGAUCGGUUCAGAUUGGGUCGGGUCGGGUGUUUGGGUCAUUUUGUUUUCUGUAGAGAAGCACCGAUUGUCAUUUCAGCAGAAAGAGAGAGGUGCUGAACUACUCAAGGAUGAUGAUAUGUCUGGUUCUUUGAACUGUCUAUCCAAUCCAUUCUACACCACUCGAUCCAACCAGCAGCACCAGCCGCAACGCCGGAGAUGUUGUUCUUUGAGUCCUACUGCCCGUGACAGACAAAAUCCCCAUCUUUAUGAUAAAAUUUGUAACAUAGCCUCUCUCUCUCUCUCUCUCUCUCUCUCUCUCUCUCUCUCUCUCUCUCUCUCUCUCUCUCUCUCUGUUCUUGAUAAUUCAUGGCCAAUUGGCCAUCAAAUCCUGGCUGUCCAGUCCACAUCUUGUACAGAUAAAAUUAAUAUUAUUCUAUUUCCCCAACAUGGGAAUCCCAGGGUUAGCGACUGAUCAUGGACAAGCCUUUUCUUUUUUGGCUUCUUGUUUGACUCCACAUACAAGCUGUAGCUGUUACUUCCUUUUUUUUUUACACCAUCUGUUAGUUUGGAUGGGUGGUGUUGAGUGUGUUAAGAGGUUGACAUAAGCGUAGUCAGAUCUGAAUUUGAGUGGGGGGGUGCAGAGGUUGGUUUUUUGGGAGCGCGAUAGUGAAGUUGACAUAUGUGUAGGUCACUUUUUACCACCGUACAUGAGAUUUUCACCUCAACCGACUUGUUGUUCGAUUCUCUCGAAACCAUUGAAUCCCGAGUUAAGUGAGAUAGACCUCAACCGACUUGUUUUUCAAUUCUCUCGAAACCAUUGAAUCCUGAGUUAAGUGAGAUAGACGGGAGCGAAGGUGAAGAGACACGUCAAGCUGCUUUUAGUAUGUUGAAUCGUGAAUCAGAUGAUUCAUGGUAGGGACCUGAGUCCAUUUGACAAUGAACAUCUAGGCAUUUUUCAGCUCAUAAUUGUCCUCAAGUGGGAUCCCGAGGAGAGGUGGCAAAUGGAUUGAUCCAUGGAUUGGUGGAUUGGAUUGGUGGAUUCAUGGAUCAAAUGGAUUGGAUCCAAUUGAUUCAUGGAUUCAUGGAUUGGAUCAAGUAGAUUGGUGGAUUAUCUAUGCAUCCAAAUGACAUCCUCAACCAAAGGACCAAUUUGCAAAAAGUGAAAAGUUUAUGUACUAAAAUGUCAUAAUGAAAAAUUUUAGGUACA
Molecule: messenger RNA, 5116 nt
Organism: Linum trigynum
Lineage: Eukaryota; Viridiplantae; Streptophyta; Magnoliopsida; Malpighiales; Linaceae
Source: the annotation of a GenBank genome assembly